This is a messenger RNA of Gossypium raimondii (Peruvian cotton), 559 nucleotides long. RefSeq lists its product as uncharacterized. The transcript has 2 exons. NCBI's taxonomy places the organism in Eukaryota, Viridiplantae, Streptophyta, Magnoliopsida, Malvales, Malvaceae. The record is from RefSeq and is a predicted model, not a curated record. Bases 150 to 368 code for a protein of 72 amino acids.
CAAAAAUUUAAAGUAGUAGUGCUAAAAUAGUUGAAGGAAACGACAAGGUUCAAUGUCGUAAGUAAGGUCGAUUCUCGUUUUAAGUUCCUUUUUUGAACAGAAAAAAUUAUUAAAAGGAAGAAGAAGAAAGGGAAGGGGGAAAAUCAACUAUGGGGUACGUAUUGAGGGUAAGAUUGGCGUCAUUCUUCACGGGGGCUGCUACGGCGUCGUUUCUCGGCCUCUACAUCCUCUACAAAGAUUACAAGGUUGCUCAUGAAUCUAUCGCCCAACAGGUGAAAAGUCUUCACGGGCCUCUGGAUAGGCGAAUCUCUGCUCUGGAAAGUUUGAAACAUGCUGAAACUUCACUGCAUGUGGAUGCUACGAAGUAAGUCCUUGGGGGCAAAAAGAAUUUUGCUGUACGCGCGAUUGUUCCUCAGUAAUGUUUUUAUUUUCCUCGACUAGUAAUACUAAAUAAUUGUAGUUGAACUAUUAUGUUCUUUAUGGAACGAUAGUACACUCUGCAAAUUUAUAUGAACAGUGAUUUCAUAUGAAAUUUAAGCUAAAGAGAAUUCAGUCUGUC